Punica granatum (pomegranate) is the source of this 1334-nucleotide messenger RNA. Lineage: Eukaryota; Viridiplantae; Streptophyta; Magnoliopsida; Myrtales; Lythraceae. The record is from RefSeq and is a predicted model, not a curated record.
CAAAUGCCCCCAUGAUCAGGCAAAUUAAUAGAUUCGAUAAUUGAGAGUGAUGGAGGAGGGAGGAAGAAAAAAGGGAUUUGGCAUUUCAUCCAUAUAUUCUCAUAUAUUACCAUCUUAUGCGUCGAUAUUAUGCCUGGGCAUUCUUGCGGUUGGUGCGCGUGCCCAGUGUGGGAAAAAACCUGUGGUCUUCAACUUUGGGGACUCGAACUCGGACACUGGAGGGUACUCAGCCGGGCAUGGGGUGACCUUCGGGCCGCCUUUUGGUCGGGCGUUCUUUCACGAGCAGAAUGGUAGAUUCUCCGACGGGCGGUUGAUGAUUGAUUUCUUCUGUGAAAGCUUGAACGCAAGCUACUUGAGCCCUUACUUGGAGUCACUCGGGUCAAAUUUCGCCAACGGCGCCAACUUCGCCAUCGGAGGCGCGGCCACUCUUCCGAGAUUCAAACCCUUCAGCCUCGACCUCCAGGUCCUUCAGUUCCUCCGGUUCCGCGAACGCUCCCUUCUACUGAGCUCAGAAGGAUAUGCGAAUCAGGUCCGUGAAGAUUUCAAGAAUGCCCUGUACAUCAUCGACAUCGGACAGAAUGAUCUGUCUGCAGCAUUCACCUACCUCUCAUAUGAACAAGUCAUCCAGAACAUCACGACUUUCGUCACGGAGAUCAAAUCGGCUGUAUGGGACAUUUACAAAAGUGGUGGGAAGAAUUUCUGGAUCCACAACACUGGGCCUCUGGGCUGUCUGCCACGGGAGCUUGCGACCACUUCAGCCCAAAAUCCCACCACUGACUAUGAUUCGUACGGUUGCCUUGUGCCUCUCAACAAUGCUGCUAAGGAGUUCAAUGGGCAACUAAGAGCUCUUUGCGAAGAGCUCCAGUCGGAAAUGACCGACGCCACCAUAGUAUAUAUUGAUGUAUAUUCCGCCAAAUAUGACCUCAUUGCCAACGCUGCCAACUACGGUUUCGAGAAGCCAUUGAUGGUGUGUUGCGGGUAUGGUGGCCCACCGUACAACUUCAACCCGGACUUUCUGUGCGGAAAUAGCCGCUCCACUGCCUGCGACCCCGGACAACGCUACGUGAGCUGGGACGGCGUUCACUACACCGAAGCGGCAAAUUCCAUUCUGGCGGCCAACAUUCUCUCUUCUAAUUUCUCCACACCUCAGAUCAAUUUGAAUUUCUUCUGCAAUGUCUAGCAGUCCACUAAUUAACAAAAUGUCUUUUCUCUAAUCAUCAAAGCAAAUUUCGCUUUGGUUUCUACAAUAAGAACUUGCAUAUUGACGUUCAAAAGAAGCGAAACAAUCCAUCUUCACUUUUAAACGAAUUGAAUGAUUGAAACGUUAUAACUAA